Molecule: messenger RNA, 5409 nt
Organism: Microthlaspi erraticum
Lineage: Eukaryota; Viridiplantae; Streptophyta; Magnoliopsida; Brassicales; Brassicaceae
Source: the annotation of a GenBank genome assembly
AUGGGGAGUGGCGCCAUUUGUCAACGAUUGAGAUUUCGAGCUCUCUCCUCCUCGUGCUUCUAUGGGAGAUGCAACAAGAGUUUCUCUGUUGCGAUGGAGCUCCGGAAUUGCGAAGUUUCGAUAUGUGAUCACUUGCGGAACCGAAGACUCGACGAGGCUCGAGUGAUUUUCAAUGAGGUUCCAUCUCCUCAUGUGAGUCUUUACACAAAGAUGAUCUCUGGGUACACGAGGAGUAACAGAUUGGUUGAUGCGUUGAAUUUGUUCGACGAAAUGCCUGUGACUGUGAGAGAUGUCGUCUCGUGGAACUCGAUGAUCAGCGGAUGUGUUGAGUGUGGGGAUAUGGAUACCGCAGUGAAGCUGUUCGAUGAAAUGCCUGAGAGAAGCGUUGUUUCGUGGACGACGAUGGUGAAUGGGUGUUUUAAGUCCGGUAUGGUUGAUCGAGCUGAGAGGUUGUUUUAUCAAAUGCCUUUGAAAGAUAUUGCAGCUUGGAACGCAAUGGUUCAUGGGUAUUUGCAGUUUGGUAAAGUAGAAGAGGCCUUGAAGCUGUUUAAGGAGAUGCCUCGGAAGAAUGUGAUUUCGUGGACGACGAUGAUCUGUGGGUUAGACCAGAAUGAGAUGAGUGGAGAAGCUCUCGUUUUGUUUAAGGAUAUGUUGAGCUGUUGCAUUAAGUCGACUUCGAGAACGUUCGCUUGUGUUAUCACAGCGUGUGCAAAUGCUCCAGCGUUUCAUAUGGGUACACAAGUUCAUGGCUUCGUCAUCAAGUUGGGGUUUUUAUAUGAGGAAUAUGUAUCUGCUUCGCUCAUAACGUUUUAUGCAAACUGCAAAAGAACAGAGGAGUCUCGGAAGGUGUUUGAGGAGAAGGUUCAAGACCAAGUUGCUGUAUGGACUGCUCUAUUGUCAGCGUAUAGUCUGAACAAAAAGCACGAUGAUGCGCUAAGUGUUUUCUCUGAGAUGUUAAGAAACAAUAUCUCACCAAAUCAAUCGACAUUUGCUAGCGGAUUAAACUCUUGCUCUGCUUUGGGAUCAUUGGAUUGGGGUAAGGAGAUGCAUGGAGUUGCGGUGAAACUUGGUUUAGGAACUGAUGCCUUUGUAGGUAAUUCUCUCGUUGUCAUGUACAGUGACUGUGGAAAUGCAAACGAUGCUGUGUUGGCGUUCACAGAAAUCUUGAAGAAGAGCACUGUCUCGUGGAAUUCCAUUAUUGUUGGCUGCGCGCAGCACGGGCAUGCUAAAUGGGCUUUUGUGAUAUUCGGCCAAAUGAUUCGGUUAAACAAAGAGCCAGAUGAGAUAACUUUCACUGGCUUGCUCUCUGCUUGUAGCCAUUGUGGGUUUCUACAGAAAGGAAGAAAGCUGUUUGAUUACAUGUCAAGCGGACCAAAUCAUAUCGAUAGAAAGAUUCAACACUACACUUGUAUGGUAGAUAUCUUGGGAAGAAGCGGGAAACUGAAAGAGGCAGAGGAGCUUAUCGAGAGCAUGGUUGUGAUACCUAAUGAAAUGGUUUGGUUGGCUUUACUCAGUGCUUGUAGGAUGCAUUCUGAUGUAGACAGAGCCGAGAAAGCUGCUGCUGCUAUUUUUAAUCUGGACUCGAAAUCAAGUGCGGCUUAUGUCUUGCUGUCGAACAUAUAUGCUUCUGCUGGUAGAUGGUCGAAUGUAUCGAGAUUGAGAGUUAAGAUGAAGCAGAAGGGGAUAAUGAAGAAACCUGGGAGCAGUUGGGUUGUGUUUAGAGGGAAAAAGCACGAGUUUUUCUCUGGUGAUCGACCAGAUAGCUUGGUUAUAUAUGAGAAGUUGGAGUUUCUGAGAGACAAGUUGAAGGAACUUGGCUAUGUUCCUGAUUACAGAUCUGCUUUACACGAUGUUGAAGACGAACAGAAAGAAGAGAUGUUGUGGUAUCACAGUGAGAGGCUUGCUCUUGCGUUUGGGUUGGUUAAUACAGUUGAAGGAAGUAGUGUCACAGUUAUGAAGAAUUUACGGGUGUGUGCAGAUUGUCACUCAGUGUUCAAGCUGAUCUCAAGAGUUGUGGAACGUGGGAUUGUUUUAAGAGAUUCGACUCGGUUUCAUCAUUUUAGGAAUGGAAUGUGUUCUUGUGGGGAUUAUUGGCUAUCGGUGCAAUUCUCUAUGGCUUCUUCUUCUUCGUCUUCAUGCUCUUUUGGCAAUUGGUUAUAUGACUUUUUUCCAAGCUUCCCAGGAGAAGAUAUCCCGAGAAGCCUAUCUCUCGAUCCCGAGCUUAAACAUGCGAUUAGGAAUUCGAGAAUUGCUGUGGUCGUGUUUUCCAAAAACUACGCCUCUUCAAGCUGGUGUCUAAAUGAGCUGCUGGAGAUUGUGAAAUGCGAGAAAGAGUGUGGUCAAGUGGUGAUACCCAUUUUCUACCGUUUGGAUCCUUCCAACGGAGCUUUGACUGGUGUAGCUAAUAUCCUCGGAUAUCAUAUUGUCACCUGGGCAAACGAAGCAAGCAUGAUCGAAGAAAUCGCCAAUGAUGUUUUGGGUAAACUGAAUUUAUCUCCAUCAAAUGAUUUUGAGGAUUUUGUUGGUAUAGAAGAUCAUAUCACAAAGAUGAGUUCACUGUUGCACUUGGAAUCCAAGGAAGUGAGGAUGGUUGGGAUAUGGGGUCCCUCCGGAAUUGGCAAGACUACCAUUGCAAGAGCUCUCUUUAGUCGGCUCUCUUGUCAUUUCGAAAGUAGCGUUUUCAUAGACAGGGUUUUCAUAUUUAAGAGUAUGGAAGGUUAUAGUGGAGCUAAUCGAGUUGACUUUAACAUGAAGUUGCACUUGCAACAAACUUUUCUUGCUGAAAUUUUAGACAAGAAGGACAUAAAGAUAGAUCAUAUCGGUGCAAUAGAAAAGAUGCUAAAGUACAGAGAAGCUCUUAUUGUUAUUGAUGAUUUAGAUGAUCAGGAUGUGCUAGAUGCCUUAGCGGGUCAAACUCAAUGGUUUGGAAGUGGGAGUAGAAUCAUUGUGGUUACAAAGAAUAAGCACUUCUUAAGGGCCCAUGGGAUUGAUCACAUUUACGAGGUCUGUCUCCCAUCUAAAGACCUCGCUCUUGAGAUGUUUUCUCGAUCUGCUUUCAGGAAGAAGUCUCCACCUGAUGGUUUUAUGGAGCUGGCCUCUGAAGUUGUAUUGCGUGCCGGAAACCUUCCGUUGGGUCUUGACGUUUUGGGCUCUUAUUUACGGAGUAGGGACAAAGAAGACUGGAUGGAUAUGCUGCCGAGGCUUCGAUAUGGUUUGGAUGGAAAAAUUGAGAAGGCUCUAAGAGUCAGCUAUGAUGGAUUGAACAACAAAAGGAAUGAAGCGAUAUUUCGUCACAUUGCAUGUCUUUUCAAUGGCGAGGAAGUUAAUGACAUCAAGGUGCUACUAGCGGAUAGUAACUUGGAUGUUAAUAUUAGGCUUAAGAAUCUACUUGAUAGAUCCCUUAUCCAUGAAAGAUGGAAUACUGUGGAGAUGCACUCUUUGCUACAAGAAAUGGGUAAAGAGAUUGUCCGUACACAGUCCAAUGAACCUGGUGAACGGGAAUUCCUUGUGGAUUCGAAAGAUAUUUGUGCUGUGCUUGGAGGUAACUCUGGUACUAAAAGGGUUUUGGGUAUAGCGUUGGAUAUGGAUGAGACUGAUGAACUACAUGUUCAUGAGAGUGCCUUCAAAGGGAUGUGUACUCUUCGUUUCCUAGAAAUGUACCCAAAAAGGAUUCAGAGAAUAGCAAGCUCGAGAAGCUGUGCGAAGGGAGUUGUGUCGCUAACAUGUCUCAGUGAAAUGGAUUUGCGUGGAUCUAAAAACCUGAAAGAAUUCCCAAAUUUUUCAAAAGCCACCAAUCUCGAGAAACUUAUUCUUGCGUGUUGCUCGAGUUUGGUGGAGCUUCCUUCCUCUAUUCGGAAUAUCAAUAAACUGACGACACUAAACAUGGAAUCCUGCGAAAAUCUGGAGCUUCUUCCAACCGACAUUAACCUCAAAUCUCUUUACUGCCUCAAUCUCGAUCAAUGCUCACGGUUGAGGAGGUUUCCCGUAAUCUCAACCAACAUCUCAAAGCUAUUGCUAAACCGAACAGCUAUUGAAGAAAUCCCUUCUAGUUUGCGUCUUGAGAAUCUGGCUGACCUUAGCAUGCAAGACUUAAAGAGUCAGAAACUAUUGCAAGGGGUGCAGCCGCUAACACCUCUCAUGACCAUGCUGUCUCCCUCUUUGACGAAGUUGCGGCUCUCUGAUAUCCCAAGUUUGGUGGAGCUUCCUUCCUCUUUCCAGCAUCUCAAUAAUCUGAUGCAUUUGACAAUUACAAACUGCAUAAAUUUGGUGACUUUUCACACCGGAAUCAACCUCCAAUCUCUCGUACAGCUCCGGCUCCAACAAUGCUCACAGCUGAGGAGUUUUCCUGAUAUCUCAAUAAACAUCUCAGAGCUCCACCUCAGCUACACAGCGAUAGAAGAGUGGAUCGAGGACUUCUCCCAUCUCCAAUUCCUAUAUAUGGAUGGUUGCAGAAACUUAGAAUAUGUAAACCUAAACAUUUUUAAACUGAAACACCUAUCGAGUGUUAAUUUUUCAGAUUGUGGGGCAUUGACUGGAGUUGAUUUAAGUGACUAUCCAAGUGAGAGUGGCACAGACUCACCAGUCCGCAAGGAGGAGGCUUCCUCUUCUCAUCAUUUCCCAAAAGCCGCAUUCCAUUUCAUCAACUGCUUCAACUUGGAUCAAGAAGCUCUUCUCCACCAAGAAGAUGUUUUCGAACAAGUAUUUUUGUCAUGUGAAGAAGUGCCUUCAUAUUUCACUCACCGAACAACUGGAACCUCUCUCACCAAUAUACCUCUACUUCAAACCACUAUCUCCAAACCAUCAUUCAGAUUUCGGGCUUGUGUUCUGCUUGAUCCGUCUUUUGAAUCUUUCUGUGCCGCAUCCGUUAAGGUAUGUUGUCGGUUCAGAUGCAGACUCGGUAACCACUUGGAUUUAACUGAUCAUCAGACACAUGACUUCUCGAUAGCUCAUGACGAUAGUAGUACUGUGGGUAUAUUCGAGUGUCGUUUCCCUUUACACACAGAAAAUGCUACUCGACCGCAUCUCAACUACGAUCAAGUGGAUAUAGAGUUUCAAGUCAUAGACCGAUUUAAACAACUUCCGGUAGCGUUUAAUGGAUGCGGAAUAAUCCGAAUACGACUCGCUGGGGACUGUACGCCAUAUCCUAAUAAUCCAAAUGUUCUUCCACAUGUACAUGAAUAUGAUGAUGAAAAGAAUGGGGACAACCUUGGAGGACAUGAGACUGAAAGCAGCCAAGUGUUGGGAGACAGCACUGAUACUGAAAUUGGAAAUGAGACGACUGGUCACAGUGUAGAGUGCGGUGACGACGAUGUAGAAAAAGGGAGAAGCUGUAGGCGAAUAUUGGUGAAUAUGAUGAGAAGACUCAUGAAACUACUGACUUGCUCCAACUUCAAAAGGCAAGAUACAUAG